CUGCAUGAAUAGCUCAGGAUCGCUCUCUGAUUUCUUUGAGGAUUUGUGUAGUUAGGCCUAUGCAUGUAUGCGCAUAUCAGAGACAAUUAAAUGUGCUAUGUUGGCGCCUCCUGUCGACAGUUAUGGGCCACUGCCGGUGCACAGAGCUGCAGAAAGAGAGGGGCAUUCUCAGAUUUCCCGAUUUCUCCCAGCCGAGUCCGCUGUGCCGCUUCCACAUCACGGCCGACAGCAAAGCAAGACGACGACGACAUGCGUCCGGCGUGUUUCAAACCCGCAUUGGUCUCGGUCGGCUUGUGCGGUCCCGGAUCCGUCUAGACUCUGGCAAGGUCAGGAGAUUCUGUCCUGAGGGAAUGGUGCAGCUGAGAUGACCUGUGUGACCUUAGUUUCCUCAAGAGAUCAUCCUCCAAUCAAAAGAGUGGCGCAAAAUCAAGCUGGGACAUGGUUGGCAGGUUUGCAUGAUGGACAGGUGAUGGAGUCUUCCAUCAUCUUUCUCCACCAGUGACUCGGCCUGCCAGCCCUCCCUCUGAGGUAUAAGUGUGUACCAGUGGUCCAAGGCCCCCCAUUUCUUUGCCAUGGUGACAUAAGCAGCACUGCAAAAUGAGGGAGAGCCAACGUGAGACCGUCUCAUUUCUUUCUCCAGUAGCUGCUGCAGCUGCUACCCUGAUGUCGUUUGUAUUUCACUUGAUAACAAGACUGACUUUGUUGUGAAUAGUCCAUACUUGAUAUUUUCUAACUGCACAGAGAGAGACUGUCCCCAAGGCGUGUUGCUGGGCCAGUGGGGCGGAGUGGUGUGGUCUGAGACGAUGCUGGGAUGUGUGACACGCCUCCGUCGGCUGGUCCGUCUCCUCCCCCUGCAGACCUCCCUCCUCCUCCUCUUCCUCUUUUGCACCAUCAGCGUCUUCAUCUCUGCCUACUUCCUCUAUGGCGUCAAGCGGGAGCUGGAGCCAUCAGGAGGGGCACUUCUGUCCGAGGGGGCAUCUGCUGACUCUGAUGACCAGAGGGUCACUCCAUCGCGGCUGCUACCUUUGCGGAGCGUCUCAGGGGGCCCCGGGGUGGAUCCCGGAGGAACCAGGACAGAUCCAGUGGUUCUGGUGUUUGUGGAAAGCCAGUAUUCGCAGCUGGGUCAGGAGAUUGUGGCCAUCUUGGAGUCUGGCCGGUUUCGGUACAGGACUGAGAUCUCUCCCGGUAAGGGAGACAUGCCCACACUGACGGACAAGGAGAGGGGGCGUUUCACACUGGUGAUUUAUGAGAACAUUCUCAAGUAUGUCAACUUGGAUGCCUGGAACAGAGAGCUGCUGGACAAAUACUGUGUGGAAUAUGGAGUGGGCAUCAUUGGCUUCUUCAAGGCCAAUGAAAACAGUCUGCUCAGUGCACAGCUGAAAGGCUUCCCCCUGUUUCUUCACUCCAAUUUGGGUCUGAAGGACUGCACAGUCAACCCCAAGUCCCCCCUUCUCUUUAUCACUCGAUCUGGGCAGCCCCUGCCAGGUCCGCUCCCUGGAGACGACUGGACCGUGUUCCAGUCCAACCACUCUACGUACGAACCCGUGUUGCUGGCUAAGACCCAGUCAGCUGAGAGUGUCGCCUCGAUGGGGCAGAACGCUGCCCUGCUCCCUUCAGUGGUGCAGGACCUCGGGCUUCAUGACGGUAUUCAGAGGGUCCUGUUUGGCAACAACCUGGUCUUCUGGCUGCACAAGCUGGUGUUUGUGGAUGCUGUGGCCUUUCUGACGGGAAAGAGACUCUCACUGUCCCUAGAGCGCUACUUGCUGGUGGAUAUAGAUGAUAUCUUUGUUGGCAAGGAGGGAACCCGCAUGAAGGUGCCUGAUGUAAAGGCCCUGUUAGAGACGCAGAGGGAGCUACGCACCCAUGUACCCAACUUCACAUUCAAUCUGGGCUUCUCAGGGAAAUUUUUCCAUGCAGGAUCUGAUGAAGAGGACCUGGGAGACGACCUGCUGCUUUCCUAUGUGAAGGAGUUCUGGUGGUUUCCUCAUAUGUGGAGUCACAUGCAGCCCCAUCUUUUCCACAACCAGUCUGUGUUGGCUGAGCAGAUGUUACUCAAUAAGAAAUUUGCUAUGGAGCAUGGGAUCCCCACUAACAUGGGCUAUGCGGUGGCACCCCAUCACUCUGGCGUCUACCCUGUCCACAUGCAGCUGUACGAUGCCUGGAAGAAGGUUUGGGGCAUAAAAGUGACCAGCACAGAAGAGUACCCACAUCUGAAGCCUGCCCGCUUCCGGCGAGGUUUCAUCCACAGUGGAAUUAGCGUGCUGCCGAGGCAGACGUGUGGUCUUUUCACACAUACAAUCUUCUAUAAGGACUACCCUGGAAGUCCUAAUGAACUGGACAAGCUCAUCAAUGGCGGGGAGCUCUUCCUCACAGUUCUGCUCAACCCUAUUAGUAUUUUCAUGACCCAUCUGUCCAACUAUGGGAACGACCGCCUUGGUCUGUACACCUUUAAAAGUCUGGUGAUGUUUGUCCAGACGUGGACGAACCUGAAAAUGCAGACCCUACCGCCAAUUCAGCUCGCUCAGAAAUAUUUUAGCCUGUUUCCUUCAGAGAGAGAUCCCCUCUGGCAGGAUCCUUGCGAGGACAAAAGGCACAAGGACAUCUGGUCUAAAGAGAAAACAUGUGACCGCUUCCCCAAACUGCUUGUCAUCGGGCCUCAAAAGACAGGUACAACAGCACUCUACCUGUUUCUGGGUAUGCAUCCUGACCUGACCAGUAACUAUCCCAGUAAGGAAACCUUUGAGGAGAUCCAGUUCUUUAAUGGGCACAACUACCACAGAGGCAUUGACUGGUAUAUGGAGUACUUCCCCCUUCCCUCCAACACCAGUUCAGACUACUACUUUGAGAAGAGUGCCAACUACUUCGACUCUGAGGUGGCUGCUCAGCGGGCUGCUGCUCUCCUGCCCAAAGCCAAGAUUAUCACGAUCCUCAUCAACCCAGCUGACAGAGCUUACUCUUGGUACCAGCACCAAAGAGCCCACGAUGACCCGGUGGCGUUAAAAUACUCCUUCCACGAGGUCAUCACAGCAGGCCACGACGCUCCAGUCAAACUGCGGGUCCUCCAGAACCGCUGUCUGGUGCCGGGAUGGUACGCGAUCCACAUGGAGCGCUGGCUCAACUACUACCACUCCAGCCAGCUGUUGGUAUUAGACGGACAAAUGCUGAAGACUGAACCCGCCUCAGUCAUGGACAAAAUCCAGAAAUUUCUAAGUCUGGCAAACAUCAUAAACUACCAUAAAAUCCUAGCGUUUGACCCUAAGAAAGGUUUCUGGUGUCAGCUGCUUGAGGGAGGGAAAACCAAGUGUUUGGGAAAGAGUAAAGGGCGGAGGUACCCUGACAUGGAUCCUGAGUCCCAGGGUUUCCUCAGGGAGUACUAUAGGGAUCACAACAUCGAGCUGUCAAAGCUCCUCUACAGGAUGGGCCAGCCUCUGCCCAGCUGGCUCCGAGAAGAGCUGGUCCACACCAGGUAGCAGCACGGCAGGGGAGAACACAACUCCACACACUGAACCACUGCUCCACCCUGCUGUGGGCGGGGGGGUGGGGGGACUGAAACGCCGAAGAUCCCAAGUAGUUUUGACCAUGAAAGAAAUGUAUCAAAUAGGAGAUCAGAGGAUGCGUCGCCCAAAUACAACUCCAAACAACUGUGAUCUUCCAUAACGAAUGGAUGUUGAGUAAAGAGAGCCUCAGUGAUGACUGCUGAGCAGCUGAAUGUGCUCUGCUUUCUCUCUCUCUCUCUUGGAGUCUCAAAAUGCCAUUACCCCCGACAAGGCAAACCAGGAGCACGGAUGCCUUAAUGAAGGCCUCCAGUACGUCCUGCCGCAGAGGAGGAAGAAGAAAAGCCCUGUGAUGUACAGGGGCAGCCUUCAGUGUUUGAUAAUCACCUGUUCUUUGUAGUCAAACCUUCUCUUCCUUACAUAAAGUAAAAACUGAAAAAUCGAAGGAAGGCAAAAGUCUGAAGUCUUUAACGUUGAAAAUGGGUGACAGAGGUGAACACUGAUGAACCCUCGCUUCCAACCAUGAGUUGUGGUGUUUGGCGCACAUAAAACCAGGCAAUGUAACAUUGACUGAAUGGAUGAGAGCCUCAUUGACAGAGACAUUGGUUGCAAAUGCCUUUGUGUGAGUGUUUGUAUGAGAGGAGAAUGGGACAUCUGGAGUCUUGACUCAGGCUGCAUGUUGUAGCCUUAUUUGAUAGGCCUUGGUAGAAUCUAGUUAUCACAUUUACAAGUGCCAGGACAGAAUCUUCAUUAAAAUAUUACCACAUGGACUUUUUAAGGUUUUGUUUUUGUUUUUUUUUUAAAGAUAUAUGUUAUGUUAUAUUUUGUUUUGUUUUUCCCCCUUAGCCCGGAGAUUGUUUUAACAUUUCUUUAAUGCUGAUGGCAGUGCAUUGUUGUAGAAUGUACCAAACUUAAACUUUUUUUUUUUUUAAUUUCCAUUUCAGUCUUUCAUGCAGGCCAGAUGUACAGUAGAUGAGGUUGUUCAGCUCAGCCUCCUCUUAAGUUCAUGACCACUGAGUUGACUAAAGCAGGAAUGGUGGGAUACAUGUCGAAAGCACAAUAUUUAAAGUACUCACGUGAACAUCCAUUGUGGACGUACAGGUUACUGGAAAGCACACUAACAUAAAGGAUCCUACUACAAUCUGUGAAGAAGAGCAUAAGCUAGCUACUGUAUGUUAACUACGCACUCUGGUCCAAGAGAUUCACAUAGUGUACAGAACAAGAUUGUGCAUUUCAGAUCGGUUUUCCGCAUUGGGUUUUUUGUCUGAACUGUAUAUGUUGUCUUUUUUUGUUUUAUUUGGUAGAUGAGUCGAAGUUUGGGAAGAAAAAACAAAACGUCUCUGGGAAAAGCGUGUAAAGUUGCCCGGCUGACCAACAGUACACCCAGUGAGACUAUACAGACAUUUGGUUGUCGGUUAAGGUGUUACUACUGCAACUAGAUGUCAAGCAUAGAUAACGAAAAGCUGCUCUUAUUGCAAUAGUUUUGUACAAUGUUCUGAUGUAAUAACAAUGCACAUGUCGGUCCUUUAUUUCCUGACUUUGUAAUGUACAUAAACGCAACACUCGGUAGACCUAAAUUAUUGAAUGUGUUUGGGUUUACUCUCUCCAUCAGCCCAUUCCCGUAGUGUGAAAUGUCAGUGCUGUACUCGGGGGAGUUUGGAGUCUGUCAUCGUACAGAGGUGUGUCGAUAAGAUUGUCUCCUCAUGUCCUCUCACUGCCAACUAUUGUACAGAGGUACUGAGUCGCUCCAUUUAAAGUAUUAAGUGAUAACACAUAACAGCAACGAUGGUACUAAUCUCCUGGACUGUAUGAUAAAGAUUUGUAAUUGUUGUCAAUAAUUUUUACAGUGUAACUAAUAUUGUCGGUGCUUUUUAAUUUGCAAAUAAAACACCACUGUAUUUUUCAGUAAA
Molecule: messenger RNA, 5404 nt
Organism: Sphaeramia orbicularis (orbiculate cardinalfish)
Lineage: Eukaryota; Metazoa; Chordata; Actinopteri; Kurtiformes; Apogonidae
Gene: ndst1a
Product: N-deacetylase/N-sulfotransferase (heparan glucosaminyl) 1a
Cellular component (GO): Golgi apparatus
Molecular function (GO): deacetylase activity; heparan sulfate N-sulfotransferase activity; hydrolase activity
Source: RefSeq, a predicted model, not a curated record